Molecule: messenger RNA, 1704 nt
Organism: Iphiclides podalirius (scarce swallowtail)
Lineage: Eukaryota; Metazoa; Arthropoda; Insecta; Lepidoptera; Papilionidae
Source: the annotation of a GenBank genome assembly
AUGGCGCAACGCUUUCCUUCCGGUGGGCCAAGCCCCGCGGCGCCGCCGCCGGUUCCAAUGCAACCUCAGCAAAGAUACCCAGGGCCUGCACAACCCCCAGGUUCACCAAUGCAGCAAAGACCUUAUUCGGGGCCUAAUUUUCCGCAACAGCAGCGGCCCAGCUUCCCCGGCGCGGUGGGGGGCGGUGCGGCGGGCGCGGGGCCCGGGGGCGCGAGCGUGGGUGCGGGCGGGGGCGGGGGCGGGGCGGCCGGGGGCGGGGCGGCCGCGGCGGGCCCGCGCGCCCCCUACGCGGGCGCAGGCUUCGGGGGCGCCCCUCCGCGCGCGCCCCCGCCCGCCGCCAAGCGGCCGCCCGACACGCGCUCGCAGCUGCCCCCGCAGCACAAGCCGCAGCUCUUCGCGCAAGGGGAGGCGUACGGCGGCGGGGGCGCGGGCGGGGCCGGGCCGCCGGCGAAGCGCAAGAAGCGUCUGGCCGACAAGAUCCUGCCGCAGAAGGUGCGCGACCUGGUGCCCGAGUCGCAGGCCUACAUGGACCUGCUGGCCUUCGAGCGCAAGCUGGACGCCACCAUCCACCGCAAGCGCCUCGACAUCCAGGAGGCGCUCAAGCGCCCCAUGAAGCAGAAGCGCAAGCUGCGCAUCUUCAUCUCCAACACCUUCUAUCCAGGGCAAGGCGACAACGCCGUCGCGUCCUGGGAGUUGCGAGUGGAGGGGCGUUUGCUCGACGAUUCCAAAAACGAUCCCAAUAAGGUGAAGCGGAAGUUCUCGUCGUUCUUCAAGUCGCUGGUGAUCGAGCUGGACAAGGAGCUGUAUGGGCCGGACAACCACCUGGUGGAGUGGCACCGCACGCUGACCACGCAGGAGACGGACGGGUUCCAGGUGAAGCGGCCGGGCUACAAGAACGUGCGCUGCACCAUCCUGCUGCUGCUGGACUACCAGCCGCUGCAGUUCAAGCUGGACCAGCGGCUGGCGCGGCUGCUGGGCGUGCACACGCAGGCGCGGCCCGUGAUCGUGAACGCGCUGUGGCAGUACGUGAAGACGCACCGGCUGCAGGACGCGCACGAGAGGGAGUUCGUCGUGUGCGACAAGUACCUGGAGCAGAUCUUCGGCUGCGCGCGGCUCAAGCUGGCCGAGGUGCCGGCGCGGCUGGGCGCGCUGCUGCACGCGCCAGACCCCAUCGUCAUCAACCACGUGAUCGCCGUCGAGCCGCCGCACGACGCCAAGCAGACGGCCUGCUACGACAUCGACGUCGAGGUGGACGACACGCUCAAGACGCAGAUGAACAACUUCCUGCUCAGCACGGCCAACCAGCAGGAGAUCCAGGGCCUCGACGCCAAGAUCCACGAGACCGUGGACACCAUCAACCAGCUCAAGACCAACCGCGAGUUCUUCCUCAGCUUCAGCCGCGAGCCGCAGCAGUUCGUGCAGCGCUGGCUGGUCUCGCAGGCGCGCGACCUGAAGGCGCUGGGGGGCGGGGCGGGGGGCGGCGCGGGGGGCGCGGGCAACCCCGAGGAGGAGCGGCGCGGCGCCUUCUUCGCGCAGCCGUGGGCGCCCGAGGCCGUGGCGCGCUACCUGCACGCGCGCCUCGCCGCGCGCCGCCGCGACCUCGACCUGGCCGCGCCCCACGCCCACGCCCACGCCCACGCCCACGCCCACGCGCCCGCCCACGCCCACGCACAGGCCCACGCCCACGCGCACCUCGCGCGCCUC